Messenger RNA from Suillus fuscotomentosus, 1227 nucleotides. RefSeq lists its product as uncharacterized. The record is from RefSeq and is a predicted model, not a curated record. Lineage: Eukaryota; Fungi; Basidiomycota; Agaricomycetes; Boletales; Suillaceae. The coding region runs from base 283 to 1062 and encodes 259 amino acids. The transcript has 14 exons.
UAAUAUGAUCCCUAGUGUUUUCACUGCCAUAUUGAUGGGCUCACAGCUCGUUCAUAAAAGUUAAGAAGGCGCAUGAUGCGUGUGUGUGAAAUCCAUUUUCUGACCUCUAGAUGGAGUAUUUGACUGACGAUAUCGCAACAGCGAGGAGUCUGCAGGUCACUACGGUGUGUCUCCCUGUCGAUAUGGGGGCGAAUCAUAAUUAACAAGUCGUGUACCAUCAGUACAUAUACAGUGCGUACUGUCUGAACCUCAUAUUCUUUGUCCUAACACAGUUCAGCGUCGAUGGCUACAUUCUGGACCUAUGAUUAUGCAUGUUCACUUCAUGAAGAGUGGGCAUUUUUGCUUCGAUCACACUGGACCAAGAUGAAAGGCCUGUAUAUUGCCACACGAUACCUCCCCUUUAUCAUGCUCGCCACGGAUCUAUAUAGGAGUUUUACCCUGAAUGAGAACACAAGUGAAUGUUUAGUGUCGGUUCAUAUUAGCUCAGGUCUUUGCACAGUAUUAUCCAUUUUCUCCGGAUGUUUUUUCAUCCUCAGAACAUAUGUGCUCUGGAACAAAAAUAGAAUCUUGUUCGCAGCCAUGCUGUCCACUUUUUUCACUUUUCUCGGAGCAUCCUUCGGCAUCGUCUUCGCCACUGCCGUCCCCGCAGCAUAUCCGACUAGCGCGAUCCCGGGCAUCACAGGGUGCUAUGAGACCAGUUUCUGGUACUUUAUGCCAUUUCUUCUCUUUUCCGUGUUCCAAUUGGGACUGAUGAUACUUACGCUCAUACGCGCCAUACAGAGCUGGCAGAGAUCCCCAAGCCCUCUGUACGUUGUCCUGGUGAAGCAUAACAUAUUCUAUUAUGCAUGCGGUCUUCUGUUUUCGGUAACGAAUAUCUUCAUGUCGCUGCUCCUCCAGGCCUCUUACCGCACCAUGUUGUAUGAUUUCGAGUUCACGAUCCUUGCAAUCCUCACCACGCGCAUGCACCUCCAUCUCUGGCGGAUAAACCAACAUGCACACGGCUCUGGCGCCUCCGUAGGUAUCCCAAUGUCCGACAUGUCAACUGUAAUUUCCAUCGCAUGAUGUUUUAUGUUGUGGUUUAUUCGGUGUUGUUUGUGGAGCGAGGGUUGGACCAUACAAGAUGACUGGGUGGAGCAUUUGAAUGGCCUUGGUCUGUUUAACACAUGUAGUUUCCACUGCAAGCGGUGGCGCACUCAGGAUCCAGAACUCGAGUGUGCUGUCGUCACA